CUUCUUGUAAAGUUGGAAAUUCCUUAGACGUAGAACAGGUAGAGGGAGUCAAAGUUGUCAAACUCCGUUCUUGUCACUGUAAAGUCUGAAGAAAACCUCUCCCUCUCCAAACCAUCUCUCUCUCUCUCUCUCUCUCUCUCUCUCGUCUGUGUCAUCAAUGGCGGAAUACGAAUCGUACCACGAAACCCACCACCAUCCUCAAACAAUCCCGAAAGAGACAGCCCUCCAGGCCAUAAACACCAUAGUCCAGCUCCAUUUCGAGAAGACCCUGGAGAAGAAGCGCUCCAUAGACCUCCAAAAGAAGGAGCUCCACAAGCUCUUCCAACUCUUCUUCAUCUUCUUGGGUCUCGUCUUCCUUGCACAGGCUCAGUCCUCUCGCCUACAGUGCCGCCAUUGCUGGAUCCCCAUCACCUUACUCUCCCUCUCCCACCUCAUCUUCUACGUCUCCGUGGCCCAGACCCUGAAGUGCAUCAACGGGUUCAAGUACCAGAGGCGCUGCCACAAGCUCACUCUUGGAACGGCCACCGAGAGGCUCAGGGAGAUGAAGGUGAAAAUGAGUGCCACUGGGGGCGAGCAGUUCGAUGGGGCUUGUGACGGUGACUUUGAGAUUCAUUACCAGGAGCCUCCGGAGAGUUACUUUGGACAUCCAAGAAACUUUAGUAGCAGAUUGGGCGGAGAGAUCAGAGAAGCCUAAGGUGGCAGGACAUCUUUACUGACCUGUGAAGGACCUUGAUGCUUGUCAGGAUGCCACUUCAAAGCUGACAAACGGAAGCUGAAAGAAAGUGCCAAACAUAAGGUGGCAGUCAAGAAGUUAGCAAGAUAAAUGUAUAUUGUAUAGAUGUAUAUGUGCUAUGUAUGUAUGUAUGUAAUAUAUCGAAAAGUACUUAAACGCCCUA
This is a messenger RNA of Carya illinoinensis, 896 nucleotides long. RefSeq lists its product as uncharacterized. NCBI's taxonomy places the organism in Eukaryota, Viridiplantae, Streptophyta, Magnoliopsida, Fagales, Juglandaceae. The record is from RefSeq and is a predicted model, not a curated record. The transcript is spliced from 2 exons. The coding region runs from base 158 to 694 and encodes 178 amino acids.